AUGACUAAAAAAGGUGAACGUAAACGAAGACGAAUUAUUGAAAAAAGACGUUCAACGAUUACGUCAGUCGACUUAAAAUAUGCCCAUGGUCAUACAUUAAAUGAUAAUUUGACUGUACCAGAUGUUACAGUUGUGCCCGAUGAUUAUGACCACUUGUUUACGUACUAUUUAGAUGAUUCAAGCGACGAUGAGAAAUCUAAGCAUAAUGCAGCUAUAUUUCCAUCUCAGUUAGCGGAUUGGUUUGAUGAAGAUAUGGAUGGGAAUGAGAUACCAGAAAAUAAACCAUCAAAGAAGGAUUGGGCUUCAGCAUUAAUGAUAUUUAAAGCGCGAUGUGGUGUUAGUAAUGCCACAAUGAAUUAUGUUUGUAAUAUGCUUCGAUUAAAAAUAUCCCUACACANGACCGGUAAACUGCCGACAACUAAACAAAUUCAAGCCUCGAUUCAAAUCCUUGUUGUGGAAUUAGUCAAUCUUGAGAAUGGCUGUGAUUAUUAUAUACCAGAAUUGGGUUCCCCACGAAAAUUACAUUUAUUUACAAUAACGUCUUGCAAUGAUAAACCAUCUCAAUGUAUCCGUCAAAAAUCAGUGAAACGACAACCUCCAAUACGUGUAUAUCCUUUUGAAAAAACACCCAUUUUGCGUACAAAUGAAUCACAUGAUGAAAAUAUUUCAAAAAUGGAAAAAAAGAAUUUGAAUGAUGAAAAAGGUCAUUUAGGUAACACAAACUUUGGACAUUUUUCGUCUUUUUUCCUUCUUUGCAAUUGUUGAGCAACAUAGUUUUUUUGUUCAGACAUUAAAAAACUAUCGCAUUCAGAAAUUAUGCUCUUAUUGAUUUAUUUUGGGAUUACUUGCCCCAUAAUUGUCAUAGUAGGUAGUAGUUAUAAUGGGGAGUAGCUCAGUCGGCAGAGUGCAACCUUAAGUGGUUGAGGUCACAGGUUCGAAUCCUGUCUCCCAGACCAGUUACCGAAAAGAUAAUUCGAGGCUCUUCUAAAUAAAUACUUGAUUGUUUGUAGCUCAUCUUAUACCAAAAUUCUCGCCUCCGUUCCAUUUCUCCUCUGCUUUUGUUAUUUCUAGUUCUUUUAGCAUAUACACUAGACAAAUAUUGGAGUCGUUUUUGCAGGAUAUUGUGAGUUCCGUCCUCUUCGAAAGUUUGAUGUGGGUCAGUCUUGGUUAAUUGAUGAUCUUCAUUCAUCGUACGAAGGUGUCAUGAAAAAGUUACUAACUCUGUGGUUGGACGCUAAGUACCGAAUGUGCUCGUGGUCGAUACGUUCCAGAUAAAAUGAUAUUCAGUUAUUGCUGGACAAUUUAAGAAUGCCAAGUACAAUAUCUCGCCGUCCUCGCCGUAUAUCUAAUUUUUAUAAAUAUAAAGCGUCGGAAUUCAAGGCAAUUGUGCAUUUCGGUUUUUCAAUAUUCCAUAAUAUAUUAAAAUAAAAAUAUUAUAAUAAUUUUCUAAAAUUUGUCUAUGCUAUGAACAUUGCUAAUGGAGAUAAAACGAAAAAAGAUGAUGUGCAAUCUAUUAAGAUAUUAAUGAAUGAUUUUGUUCACGAAUAUCAAAAUUUAUAUACAAUACGUCAUUGUAACUCAAACAUCCAUUCGAUGCAACAUGUUUAUUUGUCGGUUGAACGAUUCGGACCAAUGUGUAUGUAUUCAACAUUUUUUUUCGAGAAUAUCAAUAGGAUU
Messenger RNA from Didymodactylos carnosus, 1677 nucleotides. The record is from the annotation of a GenBank genome assembly. NCBI's taxonomy places the organism in Eukaryota, Metazoa, Rotifera, Eurotatoria, Philodinida, Philodinidae.